ACAAUACACUGGCAGUUACUCUUAAACAAGAUGGCGGACGGGGACAUUGAUUUGUAUGGUGAUGUAGCUGAGGAUUUUGAUGUUAAUAAUUCAACUACGGAAGGAGAUGAUCUCUAUAAUGACAUAAUAACUGGAAAUUCAGCUGAUAGCGAGGAAAACUCGGAAACAAAACCAGAAACUACUACUGGAGGGGCCUCAUCGACGACAAACGAACAAUCCGACCAGCAAACUCCUCGCAACUUUUUUAUGCAUGGUCCCGUUCCCGCUAAUAGGAGUAGGCAUGGUGUAUACGUGGGUAAUAUGACUUGGUGGACGACUGAUGAUCAAUUACAAGAGGCUAUUAACAGUGUUGGCGUUUCUGAUAUUCUGGAAAUUAAAUUCUUUGAAAAUCGAUCCAAUGGUCAAUCCAAAGGACUUGCAACUGUUCUACUAAAAUCUGACGAGUCUGUAAAAGCUCUGUUGAAAAAAUUACCCCAAAAGGAGCUAAACGGCCAAACACUUAUAUGCACAGUUGCCAAUAAACAGAAUUUGAGCAAAUUCGACUUAAGCGACAACAGAAGUCAUGUAGCGAAUGGAAAAGAUAUGAAAAAUACUCCCAAAGUUACGGGAAUGAAAAAAGACCAACCUUCUAUGGGAAUUCCUCGACCUCCGAUUACAGGCUCUGUACCCCCUCCAACAACAGGACCUAACGUUGUCGAUGUCGUCAGGUUAUUAGCCAUUGCUACGAAUGCCAGCUUACGACCUGGUCUACCACCUCCAAUGGGAUUUCCACCACGUCUUACUGGACCACCUUUGCAUGCUGCUCCUGGUAUGCGUGGACCGCCACCAGGAGCCCGAAUGGAGUGGAAUCAAGGAAAUGCGGCUGCAGCCGCAGCCGCUGUAAAUGCCAGUCGUCCAUCUAGACCAGUAGGUGUUGGCGGUGGUCUACAGGCUGCUGCUCCGGGUAAUCCAGGAAAUCAGAUGAAUCCAGGAGCUCCCAACGCUCCGGGAAUGGCCACAGCGCCUGCUCCUCAUGUAAACCCAGCCUUUUUCCCCACUGUUUCCCAAGCUCCAACCGCCGCUCCUCAGGCAGAUCCUUUUGGCAGACCAGCUCAAUAUCCAGGAAAUCCAGAUCCCUACGGAACUGGUGAUAGAGCUCCGGCUACUCCCUUUGAUGCUUUUGGAAGACCAAUGGAUUCAUCUCGUGGAGCAGAUCAACAACCUAUUUCUGAAGCUGAAUUUGAAGAAUUAUUUAGUAGGAAUAAAACCGUCUCUAGCAGCGCAAUUAACAAAUCAGUUCAGGACGCCAGGGCAGGAGACUAUGCUUCAGCUAUUGAAACUCUUGUUACUGCUAUAUCAUUGAUUAAGCAAAGUAAGAUAGCGAACGACGACAGGUGUAAGAUCCUAAUCUCGUCCCUUCAAGAUACCCUACAUGGUAUUGAAUCCAAGAGUUAUGGCGGUGGAAAGUCUAGCAGAAGGGAUAGAUCAAGAUCAAGAGAACGAGAUGAUCGUAAAAGAAGUCGUAGGGAUAGAUCAAGAUCUAGGGAAAGAGAUUACAGAGAUCGUAGUAGGGAAAGAUACUAUGAUGACCAUUAUGAAUCAAGACAUCAUCGCAGUAGUAGACGUUAG
This is a messenger RNA of Dimorphilus gyrociliatus, 1608 nucleotides long. The record is from the annotation of a GenBank genome assembly. NCBI's taxonomy places the organism in Eukaryota, Metazoa, Annelida, Polychaeta, Dinophilidae.